AUGUUGAGGCAUUGGGGGUUUGCUGUGUUCCUGUUAACCAUCCCAAUACCAGUCCAACCCAGACCCACUAAUGUUCUCGGCAGCAGACAGAAGCGUUCAGUCGGUCACGCACAGAUGAUGCAUGACAGGGGUCGAUCCCUGCAUGACCGGAAGAGACGUAUGUGGAUACAGGAGCUGCUUGAGCAGGUGCACACGGCUCAGGCAUGGGACUCCCCCAAUCAGAGCGAAGGAAGCGUCCAGACCCCGCUGUGGUCCACCGCACACCGGCCCAAACCCAUCAGCAGCACCAAAAACUUCCCCUUGAGCUUUCACCUGGAGACCGUAGGGACGAGAGACAACCUACCACAAGAGACCAGCAAGACCCUGAGAUACGAGGAGCAGAAGAGGAAGAGGAAGAUGAGUUUGGGAAGAUGGAGAGACCUGGAUAGGAGGAGAGACAGGGGUGUGUGGCUUCCGUAUGCAAACACCGAUUAGAGACCAGUACAAGAGCCUGGAUAAGAAUGAAGGGACGGUCACACUGACAGUGAUUCGGAGCAACGGAAGUGACUCAGUCUGACAAAACGGAGCAGGCUUUAUGUAAAUGAACAGUGACAGAAUGUGUUAACAUGAUUUGCUGACUUAUAAAGUAGCAUCCGAGUUGCAAUGAGACUUUAGGCGACCUCCAGAGCACGCACCUUUAAAUUAUAAAGACUAUUUCACCUAGGCAUGGGAUACGAGGACUCUUCUGCAAAAAAAGUGACUAAAUCAUGGUUUAUUUUUCGUUCAGAAUAAAGGCUUUUAUUAGCCUCUAAACAAUUAACCAAACAAUCUUAGAGCUUCAUUUGAUAAGUAGAAAGCGCUUCAUAUACAAACCAGUUUGCAUUUGUUAUAAUCAGAGUUCCCUGUUUGAAAUGUUUUCAUUCAGUCAGACAUUUCAUGUGAUAUUUAAUUUAUUUGAUUGGAAUAUUUAUUCCCUGAAUGUAUCUCAAUGCUGCUGAUUUUGAUGAGAUUUUCAUAUGCACUUUAGAUAGUUAUGCUGGUCUACAUUCAGAUUUUUGGUAUUUUUCGAAAUUUAUUAUCCUGCUUUUCUUUUCUUUUAGUUAAUGUUCUGCUAUUUUCAAA
Cyprinus carpio (common carp) is the source of this 1101-nucleotide messenger RNA. Its product is annotated as parathyroid hormone-related protein-like. Gene Ontology annotation, molecular function: peptide hormone receptor binding; hormone activity. The record is from RefSeq and is a predicted model, not a curated record. Gene Ontology annotation, biological process: regulation of chondrocyte differentiation; osteoblast development; adenylate cyclase-activating G protein-coupled receptor signaling pathway. Lineage: Eukaryota; Metazoa; Chordata; Actinopteri; Cypriniformes; Cyprinidae. Gene Ontology annotation, cellular component: extracellular region.